AAAAUUUGAUGGUUGUUGGAUCAUGGAGUUAUAGAAAUAAUAAUAGCUCAAAUUUUGUGAAGAAUUUUUUUUUGGACGGUUUGUUUGGUGUAUAGAGUCGUUGGUAAUUUUGUUCUUCAAAAAAAAGAGCAUAGAAAAUUGAAAAUAUAAAUAAAAGAAAUAAUAAUUAUUAGUAUUUUUCUAUACAAAGUAAGUCUUCAAAAAAAUCAUACAGACAGGUUUAAUGAGUUUUAAUUUUUAGCUUAAAGAUAGGUAUAUUAUGAAUUCAAUAUCUUGAAAAACCCCAAUUCUGAAAAAUCUAUUUAUUUUGAAAACCAAAAAAGUUGCCUAAACAUUGAUUUGAACUUGAAUAAUCAGAAAACCAAAUAAGUUAAAACUUAGAAAAAAAAAUUUUUUUCGGAUUUUUCACAGUGUAUAUUUCAUUUAAAAAGAAAAAAAAAAUACCAUCUACAACUUUGUCAGAGACACUAUACCGGUAAAAUCAACCGUUUCGGCCCUAAAAAUAUUGUUUAUCCUCAAAAAAUGGUGGGCGGGCUUACCCCGCAUGAAAAAAAUCUGCACAUUUUCAAUGAAUUUUAAAAAUUUAAAAAAAAUCUGGAAAAUAAACAAAAAUAUUCCAGUUCUUAUUUUUUAAAUGUGAGUAUUGAAUAGAAGAACCUCUUAGCGAAGAAAAAAUGAAAUUGCAGCCGCAACUUUUUUUUCUAUAAACAGAAUUGCUUAAGGGGGCGGUCUUACCCCGCUUACCCCUAAAUGACUUUUUCCAUAAACAUCGCAGCGCCAUUUCCUACAAAUAUAGGCUGACCGGACGUACCAUUUUGAACGGGACAGUACCGUUUUUUCGACUAUUUUUAACCCUCCCGUCAUUUUGCCAUUUUGUACCGUUUUCGGAGACUCCUUGAAAAAUUAUUGAAAAAGGCUUUGCAUCGAAAUUUUCCUAAAUGGAAAAUAAGUUUCCAAGCAGCCAGGAUUUUUCUAAUAUUACUGAGUACGUGUUGUGCAUUCCUGACAGUACCGCACCGCUGAAAAGGAUAUCUGCUAUCGUGAACUGAUAGAAAAAGUCGCGAUAGAAAGUUAAGACCAUAAUAAUUGUUAGUCAAAAUCUCGAUCAUCCAUGUGACAAAUUUCAGAAACUCAUUGCAAAAAUCAAAACUCUUAAGAGCGGGGGCCUAGUGUGGUUGGUAACGUCUCCGCCAACCACGCUCGACGCCUGGGUUCGAAUCCCACCGCCGACAUAGGUGUCGAUGGUUGUGAGGUGGCGUGAUCCACUCACAACCAACCAAACUGGUCUAGAUUCAAUCCUAGCCGACACCGGGAGAUUUUCUGAGGCGAAAAAUCUCUGGGAUCACGCCUUCCAUCGCAUGAGGAAGUAAAGCCGUUGGCGCCGGUCCGUUAAUAAACGGGUCGUGAGUUAGGGUCCUGGGUGUGGAGUCGCCUCCCUGGGCGUCGGUGAUUGGCCACAACAGAGGCGGAACUAGACCGACGGAAAAUAAGCGAGAAAAUAAAAAUCAAAACUCUUUUGCACUCUUCUAUGAUCUACUACGCUAAAUUUCAUCGAACGCUAAGCAUCGUGCAGGAUCAGGUAGGUUCAUCGAAGCAAUGAAUAAUUGUUUGCAUGCUUUGGUUGGAAAAAUUUUUCAAAGAACAAUUUUAUCAUGUGUCCCGUUUUUUGAACCCAUUUGUCCCGUUUUUAUCCCGCGAAAAACUGGUCAGCCUAUACAAAUAUCAUGCAUCGAUAUAGUUCUAGGAAUCAACUGGACAUCUCUGGAGAACACAAAAAGUGUAAUGGCACCUCACGCUCAACAUUUAAAGAGCAUUUGGUCACACUUGGAAUGAUCUGCUAUCCAGCUUUUUACGCGCCAUAAUGGCGGACACUAUAAUGAAAAAGUCGUAACUAGAGACUGUGUUAUAAAGAGAUACGCAAAGAGAAAAGCAGCAAAAAUGGCAACCCUUUGCUAAUAUUCUAUUUUAAACAGUUCUGGCAACUACAAUUAUUUUCGCAUGACUUUGCAUAUACGCACUAGAAAGUGUAAUGAAAUUUCGAAACAUUGUAAGGAUAUAUUACUGAGUUUCAAUGCUUGUUCAUAUAGUUAUUUAAUUUUCAAUGCAUCACUCAUAAUAUGAGCAUGACGAACACAUUUUAUGUUGGAACCCUAAUUGCACUCACAGAAUUUAUACUGAUUGCAACACACAUUCUGCACGAAAAGUAACACGCAUGAGUUUGUUUACUUUGCACACUUGGAGCCUCGAUUUGACGGUUCACUUGGAGUUUUCGACCUCACUCUUUACGUAUCUGUUUAAAACACCGUUUGUAGUCGUAACAUGUUACCUACCCUUUUGACAACUCUGCUUACAUCAGUUUGACUUUUCAUGUAUUUUGCAAGGAAAACAAUAAAUUUGGGAACAUAAGUGUUGCCAAAACUCCAGAAAUCACUAAACUGACGUAAGCAGAUAGUUUCGCAAAUUACAAACACGCAUUAUAGCACCCGCCAUUAUGGUGCGUGGAAAGCUGGAUAUAAAAUCGUAUGAAAACCUAAAAAAUUGGGCACGAAAAUGCUAUUACACGAAUCGAUCUGGGAAUUUACACAGUUGUAAAAGGACUUAUGAGAAACACCCUACUAAAAGUAUAUGAUGCCACAAUAAAACAUCGCAACUGAGUUUGACAGCUAUUGGUAACUUUGUUUACCUCCAGGCGAUGCAGUUCGGUACGCAACUAUCCAGUUUUUUACGCACCACAAUGGUGGGUGCUAUAAUGUGUGUACGUAAUUUGCAAACCUCUCAGCCUACGUCAGUUUCAUGAUUUCUGGAGUUUUGGCAACACUUAUGUUUCCAGAUUUAUUGUUUUCCUUGCGAAAUACAUGACGAGUCAAACUGACAUAGGCAGAGUUCCCUUACUAACACGCAGAGAAUCCUGAGUAAGAAUCCCUAGGAUACCGAUUAACACGGUGACGGAAUCGUGAAAGGAAUCGCAAACACGAUCCGGUGGAUUCCCACUCACAAUUCUUAUUCAAGAAUCCUGAGGAUCUUUUUUCAGGAAUCCUUUUCAAGGACACUCACGAAUCCAAUGUGAGGAAUCCUAGAGAAUCUAUGCGAAUCGUAUGUGUUCGUCCGGGUUGUCAAAAGGGUGGGUAACAUGUUACGAAUUUUUUAUUAUAGCGUCCGCCAUUAUGGCGCGUAAAAAGCUAGAUAGCAGAUCAUUCCAAUUGUGACGAAAUGCCCUUUAAAUGUCGAGCGUGAGGUGCCAUUACACUAAGAUUCUUAGAACUAUUAUAAAUCGAGCAGCAUGUCCACCCCGCAGACGAUUGUUCUACCAGAAAAAGCUCAAAAUGUAAACAAAGUUACCACUAACUGUCAGAAAAGUGAGGGGCUAGACAACUUUAUUUUCAUGAAAUAUAUUUCGAUAAUAUCACACGAUAUUGGUUGAUAUAUUUUGAUAUUUAUCGUUUAUCUGUCACAUUGACAUCCAUCCAACGAUAAUGUAACGUGAUGAAACGUCAUAGAGCUAUGAUAUAGAGAGAGGGGGGCUUAAAAAUUCAACGAUAAAAACUUUGUAAUCUUUAAUACAGGUCGGAUUCGAUUGUCCGGAGACUCGGUUAUCCGGAAACUCGAUUAUCCGGAAUUUUAGACUCGAUUACCCGGAUUUUUUUUUUUGUCCGUUUUCAAUUUUUAUUUCGUAAUUUUGCCUUUACCAUCCCUUCUGGCAUAUUUGUUACCAUUUAAGUCACUUCCGGCAUGUUUGGGACAUGUUUGAAUUAAAUGAAAAUAAUCAAUGUCCAAUUUAUUUAUUUUGCUUCUCAAGAUUUUACCCCUUUUCGCCUCAGAAAUAACAUUUGGUUACGCCACUGCAUCAUACAAGUAAAAUAAAGAAAAGAAAUAUUUAUUUUAUGUUCGUUAAUCGCAAAAUUUCAGUAGUUUUUGUGUGAUUUGAUUAUCCGAAAAACUCGAUUAUCUGGAAUGAAAAAAUUUUCGAUGUUCCGGAUAAUCGAGUCCGACCUGUAUUGGAAAACUUUCACAUUAUACCAAUAGUGUCUUGCUCCUAGGUAUGAAAUAUUUUUGCUCUGAACUUUUCAAUGUUUAGGGUGUUUUUGUAAACAAUUACCAAUGAAUCUUUCUACGGCGAUUUCUUAAAUAACGCUGUGGUUUUACAACGGUCGGCGUUUUUUUUUUAAUUACUCAUUUUUUACGAUGAUAUUUUAAAAGAUGCGUUUUUGCAGGUUUCGUUUUUGCCUAGUUUUUUUUUGGUGUAAAACAUUAUUUUACUGUAUAAGACAGCUACAUGUUACAAUAAGGUGUUUUACGACAAUUUUCGAAAUAACGAUGCGUAUUUACACUGAUUUUUAAAAUAACGCGGUUACAAUAAUUUUUAGUUUUCUUUAAAAAAAAUUAUAUGGCAGCAACAAACUAUAUUUGCUGAUUCGAUAUUAUUGCGGUGAAAAACACCCUCCCGUAAAUCUGUUGAAACUGUGGACUUAGUAAAACAGUGAAAUUCAGUAUUUUCUAUUCGAAUUCAAUGCUGUUCUACAAAAAUACUUGCUACUGAAAACCGCGAAUAUCAGUUUGAACCCUCUAGGGCCCAAUGCCGCCAUUUGGCGGGCUUCAGUCGAAGUUCUGAAAAGCUUCAUUAAAUACUUAAAAAGUGUUUAUAAUAAUUCAUAGUGAUUUUACCAAAGCCCGUCUAGAAAUUAACUUGGGAACUAGAGGGUUAACAUAAACGUGCUGAAAAUGAAAAUAAUUGUCAGCUCAAGGGACAGUGAUAAUGCUGAUUGGCAGGGUUACUGUAAUUUCGCACAUGCUGUGUUACUUCAGUGAUAUUCAUGCGGUAGAAGAUGUAGAUGCUUAUCUACUUUAUCGGCUUUAUGCAAUGCAGUGACGUAGCCAAGAAGAGGGGGGGGGGCUUCAAGGUUUCAACCCUCCCCCUCAGAGCAUUUGAGCUCGACCUACUAAUUCAAUUUAGCUCUGAGUCUUUUUUCGAAGAGACUUGUCUCUAUGCAAAAUUUUGGCUUAACUUUUUUGGAGAAAACAAAAAUUUCAAGUUGUUUUGAAUGUUGUUUUUGAAAAGAUUGUUGAUUAAACUACGCAACGAAUAAUUUGAAAAGCACGUGCAUUGCACGGUAUGCGGUAUCGUUAAUGAUAGCAGUAGAACACUUCAUCUCAUAAUUUGUUCACUCCUAUUCUCCGUCUUCAAUGUUCUCUUGCCUUCAUUUCUCUGCUUCAAAGCAGGUUAUUGAGAAUGAGUGAUGUGAGUGCGCCAAACUACUGUUUAUCUAAUGCCGUUUUGUAACAUAAUAGUAAUUAAUUUAGGUUACUCCCUGUCUCAUAACCUGCCUCUAUUCUCAUCACUCUCAAAAUUCACAUUUUUAUAUCAAAGUCCUCCCCUAAUGGUUUAGCUCAGAUCAAAUAAUUUUGAUUUCACUGAGAAUUAUCACGGUCAAUAUCAGUUUGAAAAGAGUGAUAAUAAAAUUGCUGUUGUAUCAUUUUUAUUUUGCAGUUCAGAAAAUUCGCUGAACACUGACCACGAGACGAUUAUUAUAAGAAGCGAGAAGUGAGAGGCGUUUGCGAUCACUUGAACAUUUAUGACCCAUCUUGCUGAGCCACCCCUGUUCAUCUUUUUCCAAAAUGUAGCUUGCUUUCGUCAUAAAAUGACAUACGUACUUUUGUUCAUCGGUCUUUAAUUUCGAACGAAAUUUAAUUUAUCAUUGUAUGUUGGCCGAUGUAAAAAAAAUGUGAUUAAACGGGCAAAAGCUUAUGCACAAAAUGCGAAAAUUAGCACGAAUACAAAGAAAAUAAAAAAAAAAUUUCGAAAUAACAACAAAUAUUCACAAAUCGGAAAAAAUCCGCAUUUUACAGACGAAUCUGUAAAUCUGUUAUCCCUGGUUUUUGCCGUCAUUUAGUUGUUGUUGCUUGCAGUUUUUUCUCUCUGAGUUUUCGGUUUGCGAUACGUUAUCGUGACACUCACGAGGUAAUGCAAUCAAAAGAAUUUCAUUGCACCGCUAAAUCGGAUCGGAUUAUUGUAUUACCGAUUGGGGGGAAUCACCGUAAAAAUUUUGGUUGAAGUAACCCCUAAGAUGAUUAAAAGUACCAUGAUAUUUUUCUGGGUGUGCUAAUCUGGGCUAAUCUCUCCACUGAAAUAAUAAGAAGUACCAUGAUAUUUUUCCGAGUGGAUAUGCUUUAGUUCACCCAACGACCUACAGGUAGAAAGUUUUAUAGUGUUUCAUUUAGAUUAUAUACAGCGAAGUCCAACUCGGAUAUCUAUGUUUCUUUAGUCUAUGAUAGAACUUAGUCAGUAAAACAAUUUAACGACCGGUUGGACACUUCGGCAUAAUGAGGAACUGGUUUUUCAGCAAAUUCUCGUCACUAUCAGCUAAUAAUUUGCCAUAAUUGCAGUGUGUUUCUUCUAAAUUGAAAUUCAAAGAAAUUCGUUUAUUCGGAGAACAGUAAUAGCUUCACUUCUGACAGACAAGUAAAUUCGAUAUUUCAACAACAAAUAUUUAACUUAAUAAACCCAUCGAAACACAUCAUGAAGAGGAUCAGUCUUCAAAAAGUUCUUUUCGUUCUGAUCUUAAAUUUCGUACGAUUUAGAAACAAACUAUGUUGCUUGUUUGCUCAAAAUAGAAAACAAAUGGCGGCAGGCACGUUUACACUGUUAACAACAGUGUUGCCGAGGCUCGGCAAUUUACACCAAGAUUUCAGAAAUGUUUUUACUGUUCUCCGGACAAAUUAUGUUUCACUAUAAAUUCGGCAAAAUCGAGAUCUAAGUGGAAUGAUUUGAUGAUUGUCGGUAAAUGACUUUUUUGCACUGAUAUAUCAGUAAAAUUGGAAUUUGCCGAGCUCGAGAACCAGUUUUAAGUGCGUAUGUUAACUUUAUGCAAAAGCUUGAGUCUCAAUCUUCCAAUUCGCACAAAUUUUGAUCGAGUUUUGUUUUUUUUUUUUUUCAUUAAAAAUAUCAGAUAAACCAUGAUUGUAUGCUUCACCAAACGUGCAGUGUAGCUUAGGCACACUGCUCAAAGUCCACACACUGACCAAAAUUUAAUUUUGAUCAUACUAUAAGAGUGCCAAAAAAUUCGUUUGAAUCAUUUUUCUUAUUUCUUAUUUUUACUGCUUUUUACAGCUCCAGCUCAUAAUAACAUUUUGCAAAUGUAUUGAAAAUUGAGCAACAUGUCGAGAAGAACCGAUCCAAACUUAAAAUAUAGCUCAGCAGUAAUAUGAGGAAAUGUAAAUUGAGAUAAAAAUUGAGGUAAACUCAGACUCCCAAUUUUUUACAAGGAGAACUGCGACACAAAUUAUCUACCUUAGGUAGUAAAUAAUGGUUAAUAUAUUUCUUCUGUGUAAAAAAAAGUUUUUAAAACUUGCAUAGUGACAUCUACAUUGAUUCCUAGUCCAAUCGCAUUAUUUUAAUUCUCUCAUCUCAUCUAUAAUAAUUUUUUGAUCCAAUCGACACAAGUCAGAUUCAAUUUAUUUCUGUCUCACUCGAAUUAAUAUUUUCUAAGGUUUGUUAUUGUUAGUUUAAAAUUUCUUUUUUUUCAAUCUCUUGUUGAUUGGUCAAUUAUGCUUCAAAAUAACUUAAUUUAUGUCGCAAUUGGAUGAUUGAAAGAAGAGUUUUACAGUACUUUAAUUUUACACUCAGCGGUUUUACAAACAUUUUCUACGUGGAGUUUUUUUAAUGUUGCCGUCGGUUGCCUUCCGAAUAAUUCCGGCUGCAAUUCACAUAGUUGCAUAUAAAGGUUGUUCGAUCAGUUUAAAGCACUUCGACAGCUCUACCACCCUCAGCUAUGUACAAGUUCGAACUAGUUUAGAAUAAUGCUGCCGCUUCUCAAAAAUGCCAUAUUUUUAAGCCUUUUCCAGUCCCAGUGUGUAUGCCACAAGUUCCGGGAGGUAAGCAAAAACGUACUAAAACUAUCUCCAACUCGCCUGCUAAACAAUUCAUAUGUAACAAAAAAAACUGACGAACGACGGUCUAUACAUGACACAAACUAAUUGCCAUAUGUAUAGGAAUGAAUCUUUUUUGACGAAAACGAUUCUACCAAGAGUUCAACAAUUCUCUGCUAAUAGAUGUCCAUUUGAUUUGCACCAAUUUGCACUGUUCAUCCGUACUAAACGCCCAAAUGGAUCUCCGUUACAGAGAAUUCUGAUGAGAAUUCGUUCGAAUUCGGUUUUUCAAAAGAGACCCAUGCUAAGCUAAGCGCUAUUUAUAACACUAAUAUGUAAGUCGCAAUGUAGAAGAACCACUAGACAAUGAAUGUACAUAGACGCAGAAAGAUGAUUCAAAUACUUUACAACACAAAACAGAGCGCCAUGUCCGACAAAUUACAACAAAAAAAAACAAGUUUCACGUGUCUCUUCUUUAAUUGACUUCGAAAAUCCUGUUCUAAUAAGAAUGGAAUAAACCGCGGCAUGCCCUGUGGGGUCAAAGCCGAAUAUAUUUAAGGUUCUAAGCGAGUUCUUAUCACAUUCGUCCUAUGUCGCUCGACUGAAGAUCACCGCAAUGAAACCGUUUGUGUUGUUCGUAGUCGUGGCCAUUUUCUCUCUAACAGACGGAGCUUUGCUUCAUCUACUGAGCACAGGUUUGGCGUUGAAAGCACACGCACUUAAAGCACACGCAGUCAAAGCACACGCGCUUAAAGCAAAACCCUUGGAAAGUGCCGUUCCGGUUGUAUUUAAGUUUCACGUUGCACCCCCACCACCAUUGAGACCAUAUCCGCCAGCAAACGUACCCCCAAGUCAUUAUGGCCAGCCUUCGACAACACUUCCUCCUCCGCCACCGACUACAACUCUUCCUCCUCCGCCGCCACCACCACCAACAACUACCCCCCUUCCACCUGUGACGACCACCCCGGUACCACCGCCGUUAACAACUGUCUACGAACCUCCGCCAACCUAUGGCCCACCUCAUGCUGUGUACGGACCACCCCAACCGGCUGUUACUGAACCACAAACGGCGUAUGUUGAACCUACCCAGGAACCGCCCCACAAUCCCGAGGAUUGUCCCUUGACGGUGCUACAAGACAAUCUGUACAAUUUGAAAAACACCUAUGGUCAAAACCCAACCAGCUCGCUAGUUGUAUAUCCUGCCGUCCAACCGAACACUGAUCCUGCAAACCAGGAAAAUCUUUGGUGGCAAACAGUAAUCGAUACGCCAUCUUCGCCAUCAACCGGAGUGCAAGACCCUACAGCUCAACAAGAUGUAGUUGUUCAACCCGCCGGUUCGACGGGAACCGGUCUUCCCAGUUCAUAUCCAGUCGGUCCUAACCGGCCUGCCGUAGAAGACCCCAGCCUUUCAACAUCUGAUCCAGCGAACCAGGGGAAUCUAUGGCGGCAAACAGCUCAACCCGCCGGACCGACAGAAACCGAUCAGUCUGGUUCGUAUCCAGCUGGACCUAACGUGCCAGCGUCGGAAGACCCCAGUCAUUCAACAUAUGAUCCUGCGAACCAAGGAAAUCUUUGGUGGCAAACAGGUCAACAAAAUGGAGCCGUUCAACCCGCCGGGCCUACAGGAACCGGUCUUUCCGGUUCGUAUCCAGCCGGACCUAAUGGGCCAGCGUCAGAAGACCCCAGUCUUUCAACAUCUGAUCCUACGAACGGGGGAAAUCUUUGGUGGCAAACAGGUCAACCCGCCGGACCGACAGAAACCGAUCAGUCCGGUUCGUAUCCAGCCGGACCUAACGUGCCUGCUGGAGAAGACCCCAAUCUGUCAACAUCUGGUCCUGCGAACGAAGGAAAUCUUAGGUGGCAAACAGUAAUCGAUAUGCCAUCUUCGCCAUCAGCCAGAGUGGAAGACCCAACAGCACAACAAAACGUAGGAGUUCAGCCUGUCGUACCGGCAGAAACCGAUCUGUCCGCUCCGUAUCCGGCAGGACUCAACGUACCGACCGCAGAAGGUCCCAAUAACUUCGUUGACUUCAAUCAGAUUGGAGCAAGCUGGAACCAACCGAACAGGCCAGCGGUUCCCGCAGAACAGUACGAACCAGCGUAUUGAUUAUUCAGUGACUGUGAAAUGUUUCUUUCGAUGAUAAUAAAUCAUGAAAGAUGAUGAUAUGUACAAUAAUAUAAUUUAUUACCAUUGUG
Molecule: messenger RNA, 10059 nt
Organism: Wyeomyia smithii (pitcher-plant mosquito)
Lineage: Eukaryota; Metazoa; Arthropoda; Insecta; Diptera; Culicidae
Product: mucin-2-like
Exons: 2
Coding region: 8480-9970 (496 amino acids)
Source: RefSeq, a predicted model, not a curated record